AUGAUAAGUUUAAGAAGCAAAAGUCGUGAUGGUCGUAAUAAAUGGUUGAUUGACGAGGAUCCAAUGACCGAUCUUGAGGCAGCUUCAGUGUUAAUCGAACGUGCGCGUAACUAUAUCGCUUCAUCAAUUCGGGAUUUGGGUAUCUUCGACGAUAAUAAAUUAUUAGAAUUAUUUAAAAUUGAGAAAAAAGAUAAUAAAAAAUCAGUUGGUUCGAAAAAAAAUGCCUCUAAAAAAACUACCAAAAAUAAUGUUUGCGAAUUUACAUCGAGGGAUUUCUUGGAUGCUACAUCGCUUGAAUCAGCUUUAUCGUUGCAAAUGACCGAACCUCUCGAAAUUCGUUCACCUUCCUUCUUAGAUCAUCGAAUCAUUACGAAUGAAGAAAACGAUAUAAUGGAACACAUUACUUCACGAAUGCUUCCUACAUCGUUGUCUUUUGGAGAAAAUAGCAAAAAUAUUUUACAAAAUCGAAAUUCUAAAGAACAAAUUAGUAUUCACGAGAAUGAAAAUUGUUUAAAUAAAAGUGAUAAAAGCCUUUGGUCAACCGUCGAUUAUGCCGAAUCGUUGUUACCGUCAAAUAUUUCACUUUCAAAGAAAGGCAAUUCAAAUUUGAAGAAACUAAAAGCCAUAAAUUAUGGUGAUUUAAAUAGUGAAUUAGCAAAAAUGGAUCGAGAAAUCACUAAUCAAAUCAGUGAAAAAAAUAAAAGUGAUGAUCUUUUCGAUCGUUCACAAUCGAUCACAUAUUCAUCGACGACAAUGAAUGAUGGACCAUCUUUUCUAGCGAUUCCAUCCGAUUUAUCGUCUAUACUUUAUGCUUCAUCAGAAAUUAUAAAAAAACGUCCACAUUCAAUUUCCGAUAGUUUUUCAUCGCUUUUACUAGAUGGUUGUAGUCCAUUAUCGAAAUUGCCGAAACAUUCAUCGCCAUUAAUUGACUUCGAUCCAAAGAAUAAAUUGAGGAAUUCGAUGCGUCGAUCGGUUCAUUUUCCUUGUAAACCAAUUAUCGAUGAUGUUUGUCGGUCUAAAGAAAGAUGGCAUAGCUUUAUGGAUGAAAUAAAAAGUUGUGAAGCUAUAGGAAUAGCUAUCGCUAUGAAUCGAUCAAAUGAUUUAGUUGGUGUUGCGAUUUGUGCGAAAAAUAAUUUUCCUUGUUAUAUACCUUUUGACGAUGAUCAUAUUUAUGGCGAUAAAGAUGAUGAAGAAAAUUAUCGAAGUUAUACUCCUUUAGAUAGUAUAAAAAUUAGUGAACGAAUCGAACUAUUCCAAUCAUUGCUUAUUUCGAGGAAAAAAAAAUAUUUUUUCGAUGUUCUUGAAAAUAUUCGUCGAAUUCGUUAUGCAAAAAUUUUUCAAAAAUUUCCUAUUAAUUUAAAAAAUUUAAUAUGUAUUCAAUAUCUCGCUUAUCUUGCUCAUUAUCGAUCAGCGGAUUCGGCUAUUUCAUUUCAGAAGCUUAUUUCUAAUUUAUCAUCGACAAUAAAUAUCAAAUUUCGGCAGAAAUCAUCGCCGCGUAUUCGUUCAUCGCUUAUUGCUUAUGUAAAUAUUCAUAUUUUUAAUGAGUUAAAUACGAAAGCCAUACAGUUAUCUUCGCAGAAAUCCGUGAAUUUGGAACUAAAGGCUAUAGCAAUAUUUGUGCAUAUGGAAUCUAUCGGAAUUCACUUCAAUCAGUCACUAGCUGAAACUUCAAUAAGUCAGCCUUAUUUUGCAAAUUUGUUUCAGAUUAAAGAAGAAAUGUCACGAUUGGAAGAAGAAGGACAUCGAUUAGCAACAACACCAUUCAAUUUUGAUUCACCUUCAGAUAUAGCUAACGUCAGCUUUUCGCUAAACUUGCAAUGUGCCAUUGGUUCAACAAAGCGUCACUAUUCUACGAAUAAAUUUGUAUUAAGUCGACUUUCCGAAAAAUAUCCAAUCGCAAACGUGAUUCUCGAAUGGCGAAAAUUGAAAAUAGCUUUAACAAAAUCGCUAUUAAAUUUGGUGAAAGCUUGUUAUGAAAAUGAUAGAAUACAUACCUUAUUUGAAAUUUGUAUACCGAAUGGGAGAGUACAAUCAACAUCUCCAAAUAUUCAAAAUAUUCAGAAGGAAGAGAUCUUGAGCAAUUUUUGUCUUCGAUCCUUAUUCGAUGCUCCUAUCGGUUGGUUUUUAAUAUCAGCGGAUUAUUGUCAGUUGGAAUUACGCGUAUUAGCUCAUUUAUCCAACGAUGAUAAUCUUAAGAGAAUUAUUCUCUCAGAUGGCGAUUUAUUUCAAAUAAUAGCCGAUCAGUGGAAUAACGAUCCGCAGAUUCCUAUAAAAGUUAAUCGCAAUCACGUUAAGAAGUUGUCAUAUGGUAUAAUUUAUGGUAUGGGAGCAGCUAAUCUUGGUGAACAAAUUGAUACGGAUAAAAAGCAUGCUCAGACAAUGAUAGAGAAGUUUUAUAAAGAUUUUCCAAGAAUACGGAGUUGGAUGGAUGCAACGGUCGAAAAAUGCCAUUCUCAAGGUUUUGUGACUACAAUGCUAGGCCGAAGGCGAUAUUUUCAAGGAAUUAAUAGUGGAGAUCAAUCAGAAAGGUCCAAAAUCGAGCGUCAAAUUAUCAACUCUUCGAUACAAGGAUCAGCAUCUGAAAUUUUUAAAAUGGCUCUUGUGAAUCUCGAAAGCAAUCUACGAGGAUUCGAUGCGAGAAUAGUGAUGCAGAUUUACGAUGAGAUACUAGUUGAAGUUAAUGAAGAUUCACUCGAAAGCGUUACGAAGAUAAUUUAUUCAACAAUGACCAAUGUUUAUCCAGAAUUCAUUGUACCACUUAAUGUAAAGUUGUGUACCGGAAGAAAUUGGGCUAAUUUGAAUCCUCUUCAGACUUUCCUUUAA
Molecule: messenger RNA, 2823 nt
Organism: Dracunculus medinensis (Guinea worm)
Lineage: Eukaryota; Metazoa; Nematoda; Chromadorea; Rhabditida; Dracunculidae
Source: the annotation of a GenBank genome assembly